This is a messenger RNA of Danio rerio (zebrafish), 2893 nucleotides long. NCBI's taxonomy places the organism in Eukaryota, Metazoa, Chordata, Actinopteri, Cypriniformes, Danionidae. The record is from RefSeq and is a predicted model, not a curated record.
UGUCCAUCCGGCACUCCUGUCAUCCCUCCCAUCCCCCCUCCAGGCAUGCUUCUGUAAUGUAAUUGAUUGUGUUAAUAUGAUUUGAUUGGUUAGCCCCCUCAGCUUUUUAUAAUAAUAACUAAUGAUGGAAUGUGCCUGAAACUGGAGCAGAUCAUCAGGUGAUGACCGACCGGCUGUUCAGCAAAACACAUGGGGUGGUUCGACUAGGUCUGCUGUGAUGUACAAAUAAAUAAAACUGUGAUAUAUGUUCCCAGAUGUGCAGCGGAUGAAGUGUAUGGAUGUGAAUUAACAGGUAUGACGUUUAUCUUCACCAGGGACUGAUGUGGAAAUCCCGAUUAGAGACGGUCCCGUCCCACUGUGUAGGUUAAGGGAAGAUCCAGCAGCUACGGAUAAGAGGAUUUGAGAGGAAUUAAUGUCAUUCUUUUAUUACUGUAAGAAUAAAUUCCUAUUGAUUUAUGUUUGGGUGACAAAGCAGCAGCAUCGUGCUGGGACGUGCUGGAACACACACUCCAUGGAUGCUGAAUACAUGCUGUAGUACUAACUAGAUUUCAGAUUUACUGUGCUGAACAUCGGCGGAGGUCAUCAGGACUGCCGGAUUGUCUCCCUGAGCCACUUGGCUGGGGUUUGCUUGGGAUGGCCAGGACCCAGGAAUUGUCCCGCCUUGGAGAAAGAGAGCCAGAAGAAGUGUUUUAUCCUAGUAUCUGGUCAUGAAGCUGGUCCUGCUGACGCUCAGGCUGCUGUGCCUUGCUUGUUUCUGGCCCGUCGCCUUGGUCAACAACCACUACCUCAACCGGAAGAAAAAUAAAGAUAUUUAUUUAGUUGAUCACGCCAAACACAGAUUCAGAGGACGGAUUGACUACAAAUUGAAGCGAAAGGACAGCACCAAGUCCCUCCUCAUCAAAACAGAACAGCUGCUAAGAAUCGAAGACCAUGACUUUGCCAUGAGGCCUGCGUUUGGAGGAUCUGCCAUCCCUGUGGGCAUUGAUGUGCAGGUGGAGAGUAUAGACAGCAUCUCUGAAGUCAACAUGGACUUUACCAUGACCCUGUACCUGAGGCAUUACUGGAAGGAUGAACGGUUGGCUUUUCCCUCCAGUAAUAAUCUAAGCCGCACGUUUGAUGGCCGGCUGGUGAAGAAGAUCUGGAAGCCUGAUGUGUUUUUCGUCCAUUCCAAGCGCUCCUUUAUUCAUGAUACCACCAUGGAGAACAUAAUGCUAAGGGUUUACCCAGACGGCAACAUCCUUUACAGCGUCAGGAUCACAGUUACCUCCUUGUGCUCAAUGGAUUUUAGCAGAUUCCCGUUGGACACUCAGAACUGUUCCCUGGAGCUGGAGAGCUAUGCAUAUAAUGAGAAUGACCUUAUGUUGUACUGGAAAAACGGCAACGAUUCUCUGAGGACGGAUGAGAUUGCCCUCUCUCAGUUCUUCAUUGAAGAGUUCCACGUCUCACACGGUCUGGCCUUGUACAGCAGCACAGGCUGGUACAACAGACUCUACAUCAACUUCAUCCUCAGAAGACACAUAUUCUUCUUCAUGCUGCAGACCUAUUUUCCCACAAUGCUGAUGGUGGUUCUGUCCUGGGUGUCUUUUUGGAUCGACAGAAGGGCAGUGCCGGCCCGCGUCUCGCUCGGAAUCACCACAGUGUUGACCAUGUCCACCAUAAUUACUGGAGUGUCGACGUCCAUGCCUCAGGUUUCAUACGUGAAAGCGGUGGACGUUUACUUGUGGACCAGCUUCCUGUUUGUGUUUCUAACUGUCAUCGAAUAUGCAGCAGUCAAUUACUUCACCACCAAGGAGGAAAUGAAGAAACUUAAGCAAUUAAAGAUCUCAGAAUACGAUGCGUCUCAAGCCAUGGCGUUUGACGGUUGUUUCCAUGACCAGGACAUCGAGCUCAGUUCAUUCCCUCGUCUGUCUGACCUAAACGCAGACACGUGUGUUUCCUCCCGGAACUCAACAACAGCUGACCUCCCUCCUGUCCUGGGCACAAGACUCCGCCGGCGCCGCUCCAUCCGCCAGAGUGUCAACCAUAUCAUCAACAACAGUUACAAGAUAGACUCCUACUCCAGAAUAUGCUUUCCUCUGGCAUACGUUCUCUUCAAUCUCAUCUACUGGAGCAUCUAUUCUUGAGGAGGCAUCCGGAAAAAUGCAUUCAAAGAUUUGUGAUCACAAAACUCACACACAAGAGAACAUGUGUAAUAGAAAGUAUAAUAAACUAUUUAAUAAUUAUGUUAGAAUCUCAGAUUCCUAACUUUGCCUAAAAUGUACAAAUGUAAAAUAAUCAUAAAUACAUACAACUACAAAAAACAAUGAUCCAAACACAAGAAAUCACAUUAUUUUACGUUGGUUUUUAAGGAACCAACUCCUCAAAACCUACAGUACUACUCAAAACAAUGACUCUUUAUGUGUGUAGUGUACUGAAAACUAAUUUGAUUACAUUUACAGACACAUUGUCUCCAUAUUUCCUCUUUAAAUGAGGACUAUAAAACUGAGAAUGGCUACAAAAUGCAUAAAUGAAACAAAUAAACAUCAAAACAGAGAACUUGACCAGCAGUGAAAACAAUCUCAGUCUUUCUUAAAUACAUCAGACAGAUUGAUGUGAAGUGGCGUAUACUAUAUUUCAUCAAGUCCUUAAUUAUUACAAAAAAAACUGAAAGUUUGAUUAAGUGCGCUGGUAUUUUUAAGCUCAAAUGAUUAUUUUUGUUGCAGAGAAGCAGUGUUUAAUACUGUUUGCUGAAAAUAUAUGUCAGUUUAAAACUGUUGACACUGCAAAAGUGGGGUGUAAUAAACCAGUCACACUCUUGAAGAUAUUCUUACGCAGUGGCUCCCAAAGCUCCUUGCUCUUUCUGUUCAUUAUUCAUCUGUGAACAGUUACAAAUAAUAAAGUAUCUGCCAUUGAA